AUGCCUGCCCCCGGCGCCCUCAUCCUCCUCGCGGCCGUCUCCGCCUCCGGCUGCCUGGCGUCCCCGGCCCACCCCGAUGGAUUCGCCCCGGGCCGGGCCCCUCUGGCUCCUCCCUACGCCGUGGUCCUCAUUUCCUGCUCGGGCCUGCUGGCCUUCAUCUUCCUCCUCCUCACCUGUCUGUGCUGCAAACGGGGUGAUGUUGGCUUCAAGGAGUUUGAGAACCCUGAAGGGGAGGAUUGCUCCGGGGAGUACACUCCGCCAGCGGAGGAGACCUCCUCCUCACAGUCGCUGCCUGAUGUCUACAUUCUCCCGCUGGCCGAGGUCUCCCUGCCGAUGCCUGCCCCGCAGCCUUCACACUCAGACAUGACCACCCCCCUGGGCCUUAGCCGCCAGCACCUCAGCUACCUACAAGAGAUUGGAAGUGGCUGGUUUGGGAAGGUGAUCCUGGGAGAGAUUUUCUCCGACUACACCCCAGCCCAGGUGGUGGUGAAGGAGCUCCGAGCCAGCGCGGGGCCCCUCGAGCAGCGCAAGUUCAUCUCGGAAGCACAGCCGUACAGGAGCCUGCAGCACCCCAAUGUCCUCCAGUGCCUGGGAGUCUGUGUGGAGACACUGCCCUUUCUGCUCAUCAUGGAGUUCUGUCAACUGGGGGACCUGAAGCGUUACCUCCGGGCCCAGCGGCCCCCCGAGGGCCUGUCCCCUGAGCUGCCCCCUCGAGACCUGCGGACACUGCAGAGGAUGGGCCUGGAGAUCGCCCGCGGGCUGGCGCACCUCCACUCCCACAACUACGUGCACAGUGACCUGGCCCUGCGCAACUGCCUGCUGACCUCCGACCUCACCGUGCGCAUCGGAGACUACGGGCUGGCCCACAGCAACUACAAGGAGGACUACUACCUGACCCCCGAGCGCCUGUGGAUCCCGCUGCGCUGGGCGGCGCCCGAGCUCCUCGGGGAGGUGCACGGGAGCUUCCUCGUGGUGGACCAGAGCCGCGAGAGCAACAUCUGGUCCCUGGGGGUGACCCUGUGGGAGCUCUUUGAGUUCGGGGCGCAGCCCUACCGCCACCUGUCAGACGAGGAGGUCCUCGCCUUUGUCGUCCGCCAGCAGCACGUCAAGCUGGCCCGGCCGAGGCUCAAGCUGCCCUACGCGGACUACUGGUACGAUAUCCUGCAGUCCUGCUGGCGGCCGCCUGCGCAGCGCCCCUCGGCCUCUGAUCUCCAGCUGCAGCUCACCUACCUGCUCUCUGAGCGGCCCCCGCGGCCCCCGCCUCCGCCGCCCCCACCCCGGGACGGCCCCUUCCCCUGGCCCUGGCCCCCGCAGCACAGCGCGCCCCGCCCGGGGACCCUCUCCUCGCCCUUCCCCCUCCUGGAUGGCUUCCCCGGGGCCGACCCCGACGACGUGCUCACGGUCACCGAGAGCAGCCGUGGCCUCAACCUUGAGUGCCUGUGGGAGAAGGCGCGGCGGGGGGCCGGCCGGGGCGGGGGGGCGCCCCCCUGGCAGCCGGCGUCCGCACCCCCGGCCCCCCAUGCCAACCCCUCCAACCCCUUCUACGAGGCGCUGUCCACGCCGAGCGUGCUGCCCGUCAUCAGCGCCCGCAGCCCCUCGGUGAGCAGCGAGUACUACAUCCGCCUCGAAGAGCACGGCUCCCCACCCGAGCCCCUCUUCCCCAACGACUGGGACCCCCUGGACCCAGGAGUGCCUCCCCCCCAGGCCCCCCAGGCCCCCUCCGAGGUCCCCCAGCUGGUGUCCGAGACCUGGGCCUCCCCCCUCUUCCCUGCGCCCCGGCCCUUCCCCGCCCAGUCCUCAGCGUCAGGCAGCUUCCUCCUGAGUGGCUGGGACCCCGAGGGCCGGGGCGCCGGGGAGACCCUGGCGGGAGACCCUGCCGAGGUGCUGGGGGAGCGGGGGGCCGCCCCCUGGGCCGAAGAGGAAGAGGAGGAGGAGGAGGGCAGCUCCCCCGGGGAGACCAGCAGCAGCCUUGGGGGUGGCCCCAGCCGCCGGGGGCCCCUGCCCUGUCCUCUGUGCAGCCGCGAGGGGGCCUGCUCCUGCCUGCCCCUCGAGCGGGGGGACGCCGUCGCCGGCUGGGGGGGCCACCCUGCUCUCGGCUGCCCUCAUGCCCCCGAGGACGACUCCUCCCUGCGGGCAGAGCGGGGCUCCCUGGCCGACCUGCCCCUGGCCCCCCCCACCUCGGCCCCCCCCGAGUUUCUGGACCCCCUCAUGGGGGCGGCGGCGCCCCAGUACCCCGGGCGGGGGCCCCCCCCCCCCCCCCCCCCCCCGCCGCCACCUCCCCGGGCCCCCUCGGACCCGGCCGUGUCCCCCGACCCCCCCUCGGCCGUGGCCAGUCCCGGCUCAGGCCUGUCGUCGCCGGGCCCCAAGCCGGGGGACAGCGGCUACGAGACCGAGACCCCUUUUUCCCCCGAGGGAGCCUUCCCAGGCGGGGGGGCGGCCGAGGAGGAAGGGGUCCCUCGACCGCGGGCUCCCCCCGAGCCCCCCGACCCGGGAGCGCCCCGGCCACCCCCAGACCCGGGUCCCCCGGGGACCCGAGAGAAGCCGACCUUCGUAGUUCAAGUGAGCACCGAGCAGCUGCUGAUGUCCCUGCGGGAGGACGUGACAAGGAACCUCCUGGGCGAGAAGGGGGGACACCCCCGCGAGACGGGGCCCAGGAAGGCAGGGAGAGGCCCCGGGAACAGAGAGAAAGCCCCGGGCCUGAGCAGGGACCCUGCAGUCCUGGGCAGCGGGAAGAAAGCCCCAAGGCCGAACGAGGACCUGAGCGUCCCUGCGAACGGGGUGACAGCGUUGGAGAACGGGGGACAGAGAGCCCCGGGCCUCGAGGAGACGGUGGCGGAGAAUGGGGGCCCGGGGUCCCCAGAGAGAGAAGAGAAAGUGCUGGCGAAUGGGGAGCUGACACCCCCAAGGAGGGAGGAGAAAGUGCUGGCGAAUGGGGAGCUGAGGUCCCCCGAGAGAGAAGAGAAAGUGCUGGCGAAUGGGGGGCUGACACCCCCAAAGAUCGAGGAGAAGGUAUCAGAGAAUGGGGGCCUGAAACUCCCCAGGAACAUGGAGAGGCUGCCAGAGACUGGGCCUCGGAAAGCCCCAGGGCCCUGGGAGAAGAUGCCCGAGAGUGGGGGUCCAGCCCCCACGAUCGGGGGACCGGCCCCAGAGACCUCGCAGGAGAGAGCCCCCGCGCCCGGCGCCGCGGCCUGGCCCCGGAGCGGCGGGGAGACAGCCCCUGGCCCCACUGGCCCAGCCCCCAGGAGCGGGGUGCUGGAACCCGGGACCGAGAGGAGAGCCCCCGAGACUGGGGGGGCACCGAGAGCCCCCGGGGCUGGGAGGCUGGACCUCGGGAGUGGGGGCCGAGCCCCAGCGGGCACGGGGAUGGCCCCCGGCGGCGGCCUCGGAAGCGGCGUGGACGCAAAGGCCGGAUGGGCAGACAGCACGAGGCCCCAGCCGCCGUCGGUGGAAGCCCAGCCGAGGAGGCCGGAGCCGGCGCCCCAGAGAGCCAGGCCGGAGGCGGCCCCCGCGGGAGAGCCCGGGGCCCCCGACAGCAGGGCCGGCGGAGACACGGCCCCCAGCGGCGACGCGGACCCCCCCAAGCCCGAGAGGAAGGGCCCCGAGAUGCCACGGCUGUUCUUGGACUUGGGACCCCCUCAGGGGAACAGCGAGCAGAUCAAAGCCAAGCUCUCUCGGCUCUCGCUGGCGCUGCCGCCGCUCACGCUCACGCCGUUCCCGGGGCCGGGCCCGCGGCGGCCCCCGUGGGAGGGCGCGGACGCCGGGGCGGCUGGCGGGGAGGCCGGCGGGGCGGGGGCGCCGGGGCCGGCGGAGGAGGACGGGGAGGACGAGGACGAGGACGAGGAGGAGGACGAGGCGGCGGCGGGCGCGGCGGCGGGGCCGCGGGGCCCCGGGAGGGCGCGGGCAGCCCCGGUGCCCGUCGUGGUGAGCAGCGCCGACGCGGACGCGGCCCGCCCGCUGCGGGGGCUGCUCAAGUCUCCGCGCGGGGCCGACGAGCCCGAGGACAGCGAGCUGGAGAGGAAGCGCAAGAUGGUCUCCUUCCACGGGGACGUGACCGUCUACCUCUUCGACCAGGAGACGCCAACCAACGAACUGAGCGUCCAGGGCCCCCCCGAGGGGGACACGGACCCGUCAACGCCCCCAGCGCCCCCGACGCCUCCCCACCCCGCCACCCCCGGAGAUGGGUUUCCCAGCAACGACAGCGGCUUUGGAGGCAGUUUCGAGUGGGCGGAGGAUUUCCCCCUCCUCCCCCCGCCCGGCCCCCCCCUGUGCUUCUCCCGCUUCUCCGUCUCGCCUGCGCUGGAGACCCCGGGGCCCCCCGCCCGGGCCCCCGACGCGCGGCCCGCAGGCCCCGUGGAGAACUGACUCCCCGAAGACCUGACCCCCCUGCACCCCCAGAAGAGGAGUUGAGAGUAGAAUCCUCUGUGGACGAUGGAGCCACUGCCGCCACCACAGACGCCGCCUCCGGGGAGGCCCCUGAGGCUGGGCCCUCCCCCUCCCCCACCAUGUGCCAAACGGGAGGCCCUGGCCCCCCACCCCCCAGCCCCCCGGAAGGCUCCCCUGAGCCCCUCGACCCCCUCGGUGCCAAAUGAGGCAGGAAGCCCCUCGCCCCUCCCUGGAGAGCCGCCUUUCUUGGACGUGAACUGAACUCCUUCGGGCCUGGAGCCCCUCGGCACAGCGGAGGCCCCUCCUCCCUCCCUCCCGGCCCCAGACACGGGCUGCAGGCUUCGGGGACCUGGACC
This is a messenger RNA of Equus quagga, 4739 nucleotides long. RefSeq names its product lemur tyrosine kinase 3 (gene LMTK3). Gene Ontology annotation, molecular function: ATP binding; protein kinase activity. The transcript has 15 exons. The record is from RefSeq and is a predicted model, not a curated record. Bases 1 to 4362 code for a protein of 1453 amino acids. NCBI's taxonomy places the organism in Eukaryota, Metazoa, Chordata, Mammalia, Perissodactyla, Equidae. Gene Ontology annotation, biological process: protein phosphorylation.